This is a messenger RNA of Owenia fusiformis, 1920 nucleotides long. NCBI's taxonomy places the organism in Eukaryota, Metazoa, Annelida, Polychaeta, Sabellida, Oweniidae. The record is from the annotation of a GenBank genome assembly.
UUUUCAAAAAACCUUUGAAGUACCACAAGAUUAACACUAGCAUAUAGGCAUUAGGGGGAUGCUAUGUUAAUAUUUUAUAAAAAGUUGUAUUUGAUGGAGGUUUAAAUUGUCAAACUUGGACAGAAAUAGUGAAUUACCAAAUGAAAGUGGAUGCCAAAUUGAAUCAAUUUACAGUAUUUGGUUGAACAGUAUCAAGUUAUUUAAUUAUACUUGGUUUAAAUGAUUACAUGUAACACAUAUUGAUUUCCUAUGGAUAAAACUAACUAAUGAGAAGACUCGCAAAAUAGAACAAGCCAAUACAAUCUAGAUUUCCUACAUUUUCUUACAAAAUACAACAAAGAUGAAGCAGUUAACAUGGAAUUAAGUCCAUGUAUAUGGAACAAAAAUUUGACAGAGACUUUAAAUUGCUAAACAGCAGCCUUGACCAUAUUAUGAUGAAAAAUAGUCAGUUGAGACUUUUUUGUCAGGUAUAGCACCGGAUGGGCUAUGGACACUCUUAAACAAAAGACAUGCAAUCAACUCAGCAGAUAUACAUAGAGUGGAGACAAUUACUACACUACAUAAAACAAUAUAACAUACAUCUGAUUGAAAACACUGUGGACUUCUAUUGAUUGAGUUUCAUAAAGGAUAAACAGAAUCAACAAGAGAAAUCAACAUAGAGAUGUAAUAAUUGUAGUUCCAAUAUUAAUUUUAUAUUUCUGUAUUUAUAUAGCAUUUAACUCAUCACAAUUGACAUGGGAUAUGAUAACACUAAAGGAUGGAAGCGAGAAAAUAUUAUUGAUUUCGAUGCAUGAUUGAUUGCUGGAUUUGAUAAAGCCUUGGAUUUAGAUUCAACACACAGCUGUGAAAGUAACAAAUGUUGAAUAAAAUAUCAUCAUUCUACUUGUUGCUAUGAGAAAUCAUCAAUAAAAUGAUUGUUGCUAAGGAGAUAUGAGCCAUCAAAUUUCUUGGAAUUUAUAUUACAAUUAAUCAUUGUUACAAACAGAUGUAUUUUAAAUAUUUAGACAUGAAUAGAAAUACAGAUACAAUUGUAAUAAGUGGAACAUCUUUUAGAAGACCAAGAAAAACAAGAGUGCUAGCGAUGAAUGGACAUAAUGUAACGCUGUAUGACUCUCUAGGUCAAGGAGAGGACUUGACCUUGAGAGGUCAAGAUCAACAGAGGUCAAACAAUCAAACAUAUACACCAUCAUGGCUUGAUGAAAGCCUCUCGAAAUAUAAACUGAAUAACUUUGGAGCGACAAAAACUAAAUCACACAUGGAAGGGAGUGUCAAAUUGGAUCCUUUAACUGAAACUAGCGACAAGAAAACAUCUUUAAAAGAUCGGGACUUUAAUAAUGAACUCCAUGUUGAGCUACCCAUUGCAAACAAACCCCAUCACAGGUCAUUUCUUGAUAGAGAUCUAUCAUACUUGUCUAAAGUUUUCAGUGAUGUCACAAUGGAACAAGAUGACACAGCUUUGGCACCCACAGAUAAACUGAGGCAAGCAAAAUCUGAAGAUCUGCUCUCCAUGGAAACUGGAAAAAACAUUGCCAUGGAUACUCACACUGAUGUAAUUAUCCAUCACAAACCUAAAACCAAAAACAGAAUAAAUAUGAAAUGCCCUACCAGCAUAGAACAGAAGAAAACAGACAUUAAAUCUACACCCAAUAAAAAUACUGAAUUUCGUCAGUUGAUUGUUCGAGAUUUCACAUUUUCAGGGAAGAAAUUCCUGGAUAAAAAUACAGCAAAGAGAAAAUUUACCCUCCCAAAAAAUAAACGUAGAGAUAGUUUCUCAGGUAUUCCAAAGUUGAAAACAAACAAAAAUCCAAAACGCAGCGAGACAUUUGGAGUACAAAAAUUGGAUAAUUUGGAAAAGGAAUACAAAAAGUUGCAUGAAUCUCUUGUUAAUACACAAUGAUGUAACUGUAACACAGUCUCUCU